This is a messenger RNA of Lytechinus variegatus (green sea urchin), 1506 nucleotides long. Its product is annotated as PSME3-interacting protein-like. The transcript has 6 exons. Gene Ontology annotation, cellular component: nucleus. The record is from RefSeq and is a predicted model, not a curated record. Lineage: Eukaryota; Metazoa; Echinodermata; Echinoidea; Temnopleuroida; Toxopneustidae. Bases 56 to 814 code for a protein of 252 amino acids.
ACUGAGGGGAAUAGAAGAUAUAAUUACAUUUAGGAUCAAAGUGAACGUCUUGAUAAUGGCAAGUUCAAAUGUCAAAACAUUUGUUUCUGAGAAGGAGCUGUCUGAGCAGCGGCAACGUCGACAAGAAGAGUGGGAUAAAGUUCGUACUGCAGACCAACCAGAAGAAUGUCCAGAAGAGGAGUAUGACCCUCGCUCACUUUUUGAAAAACUCCAAGAGCAGAAAGACAAGAAGCAGUCAGAAUAUGAAGAGCAGUUCAAAUUUAAAAACAUGAUAAGGGGAGUUGAUGACGAGGAGUCCAAAUUCUUGAAUGAAGUUGCUGAAAGACAAAUGAAGGUUCAGGCUCAGAGAAUGUCAGAAGAGAAGCAAAUCAUCAAUGAAUACAAGGAAUUAGUCGUGAACAGUACAGUACCAGUGACAAGCAGAGAGGCGUCCCAGUCAGGUGAAAGGAAAGUACAGACAGGAAACAAGAGAAGUCAAGCAAGUCUCUUAGCUGGUGCAGUCAAGAGAAAGAGGCCACCUUCUACAGAUGAGUCCAAAUCCCCUGAAGGCUCUGCAGCCACAAGCUCAAAGAAUAAUGGAUCCUCUAAAGCAACAGGAACUUCUUCAUCUGACGACAGCUCUAAUGAUCAAAGUUCAAAGGACAGUACUGGUGAAGUUCAAGGAGUCCAGUGUAUUGCAGUUCUUCCAGGGAUUGGGUCAUAUUCAAACAGCAGCGAAGAUUCCGACUCGGACAGUAGUGAUUCAGAAGGAGUCGAACUGAUGAAGACAGUGUUCCAUAAAGGCACAUCCAGACACAAAUGUGAUUCAAAAUGAUUAUGUGUUUCUACAGGAAACAUUUGUAAUUCAGACUUGAGCUCCUGUUGAAAAGGCAUCUUGAACAUCAUUCAUGCUUAAAUACAGAGCACCGAACAAUUUUUUUUCUGAAUCAGAUGCUAGCAGGCUUGAGAUAUAAAUAAGGGGUUGAAAAUAAGUUCUGGUGAGUAGAAAUAUUUUAUCAGAAGUUUGAAUUUUCACACCCCAAAAAAUGUAGGUGGUUCGUGAAACCUUCCUGUAUUUAUGCUCUCCACCUAGUCUGCUGUGCAAACCCUUUCCCCGAGUAAACUGGUCUGAAUAAUCAACCUACAAUGACUUGUAUACUGUAGGCCCUAAACAGCAAUUUUGAUAUGUGCUAGUCUUGUGUGAAGACCCACUUUGUUAAGGUUUCAAUCAGGGUCUGAGCCUGCAGACCACAGUGGGCCAGAAUAGAUCCAAAGUGCACCCAAAACUAUUUUUUACACGUGUACGGUCAAAUUUGGUAUGCAGGAGCGAUCUCUUUUCAGUCAGCAGGUCCUCAAAAAGUAGCUUUAUUCCAGGGAUAUUCAAUACUAGAGAGGUUUCACAUAUUUAAUUAGCUUGGCUCAGACCAAAACAUCUCUUUUAGUUCCGUUAUUGCUGCUCUAAAUGUAAAAUUUCAUAAUUUUGAUAUUGUAAAGAGGAAGAAAUUUUUUUUCAGGUUAUGCUAGCGA